Molecule: messenger RNA, 10806 nt
Organism: Miniopterus natalensis
Lineage: Eukaryota; Metazoa; Chordata; Mammalia; Chiroptera; Miniopteridae
Source: RefSeq, a predicted model, not a curated record
AUGAGGGGCCUAGAGAGUCAGGAGGCUGUGGAAUAUGGAGAAGGCCAGAACUGCACGUUCCAACUGCAGGGCCCCAAUGGGACAGUGGAGAGCCCAGGGUUCCCAUACGGCUACCCCAAUUAUGCCAACUGCACAUGGACCAUCACCGCAGGGGAUCAGCACCGGAUCCAGCUCGUCUUCCAGUCCUUCGCCCUGGAAGAGGACUUCGAUGUCCUGUCGGUGUUUGAUGGCCCACCCCGGCCGGAGAACCUGCGAACCAGGCUCACAGGCUUUCAGCUACCAGCCACCAUUGUCAGCGCGGCCACCACCCUCUCCCUGCAUCUCAUCAGCGACUACGCAGUCAGUGCACAGGGCUUCCACGCCAGUUAUGAAGUGCUCCCGAGUCACACGUGUGGGAACCCUGGGCGGUUGCCCAAUGGCGUCCAGCAGGGCUCAACCUUCAACGUGGGUGACAAGGUCCGCUACAGCUGCAACCCUGGCUUCUUCCUGGAGGGCCACGCCGUGCUCACCUGCCACGCUGGCUCCGAGAACAGUGCUACGUGGGACUUCCCCCUGCCCUCCUGCAGAGCGGACGAUGCCUGUGGUGGGACCCUGCGGGGCCAGAGCGGCAUUAUCUCCAGCCCCCACUUCCCAGCAGAGUACCAUAACAAUGCCGACUGCACAUGGACUAUCCUGGCCGAGCUGGGGGACACCAUCGCUCUGGUCUUCAUUGACUUCCAGCUGGAGGACGGCUACGACUUUCUGGAAGUCACGGGGACCGAAGGCUCCUCCCUCUGGUUCACCGGAGCCAGCCUCCCAGCCCCUGUCAUCAGCAGCAAGAACUGGCUGCGGCUGCACUUCACCUCAGAUGGCAACCACCGGCAGCGCGGCUUCAGCGCCCAGUACCAAGUCAAGAAGCAAAUCGAGUUGAAGUCUCGAGGUGUGAAGCUGAUGCCCAGCAAAGACAAUAGCCAGAAGACAUCUGUGUUAACUCAGAUUGGUGUGUCCCAAGGGCAUAAUAUGUGUCCAGACCCUGGCAUACCUGAAAGGGGCAAAAGACUAGGCUCGGAUUUCAGGUUAGGAUCCAGUGUCCAGUUCACCUGCAGCGAGGGCUAUGACCUGCAAGGAUCCAAGCGGAUCACCUGUAUGAAAGUGAGCGACAUGUUUGCAGCCUGGAGCGACCACAGGCCGGUCUGCCGAGCCCGCAUGUGUGAUGCCCACCUGCGAGGCCCCUCGGGCAUCAUCACUUCCCCCAAUUUCCCCAUUCAGUAUGAUAACAACGCACACUGCGUGUGGAUCAUCACAGCGCUCAACCCGGCCAAGGUGAUCAAGCUCGCCUUCGAGGAGUUUGACUUGGAGAGGGGCUAUGACACCCUGACGGUCGGGGAUGGUGGGCAGGACGGGGACCAGAAAACAGUUCUGUACGUCCUGACAGGUACAUCGGUCCCAGAUCUCAUUGUCAGCACCAACCAUCAAAUGUGGCUCCUCUUCCAGACCGACAGCAGCGGCAGCUCCCUGGGAUUCAAGGCUUCUUACGAAGAGAUCGAGCAGGGCAGCUGCGGCGAUCCCGGCGUGCCUGCCUAUGGCCGGAGGGAAGGCUCUCGCUUUCACCACGGUGACACGCUCAAGUUUGAGUGCCAGCCUGCCUUUGAGCUGGUGGGGCAGAAGGCAAUCACGUGCCAAAAGAAUAACCAGUGGUCGGCUAAGAAGCCAGGCUGCGUGUUUUCCUGCUUCUUCAACUUCACCAGCCCCUCUGGGGUCGUCCUGUCGCCCAACUACCCAGAGGACUACGGCAACCACCUGCACUGCGUCUGGCUCAUCCUGGCCCGACCGGAGAGCCGCAUCCACCUGGCCUUCAAUGACAUCGACGUGGAACCUCAGUUCGACUUCCUGGUCAUCAAGGAUGGAGCCACCGCCGAGGCCCCUGUCCUGGGCACCUUCUCAGGAAACCAGCUCCCCUCCUCCAUCACCAGCAGUGGCCAUGUGGCCCGUCUCGAGUUCCAGACCGACCACUCCACGGGGAAGAGGGGCUUCAACAUCACCUUUACCACCUUCCGACACAACGAGUGCCCCGAUCCCGGCGUUCCAGUGAAUGGCAAACGGUUCGGUGACAGCCUCCAGCUGGGAAGUUCUAUCUCCUUCCUCUGUGAUGAAGGCUUCCUGGGGACUCAGGGCUCAGAGACCAUCACCUGCAUCCUGAAGGAAGGCAGCGUGGUCUGGAACAGCGCCGUGUUGCGGUGUGAAGCUCCCUGCGGCGGUCAUCUGACUUCGCCCAGUGGCACCAUCCUGUCUCCGGGCUGGCCUGGCUUCUACAAGGAUGCCCUGAGCUGCGCCUGGGUGAUCGAAGCCCAGCCAGGCUACCCCAUCAAAAUCACCUUCGACAGAUUUAAAACCGAGGUGAACUAUGAUACUCUGGAAGUGAGAGAUGGACGGACAUACUCCGCGCCCUUGAUCGGGGUCUACCAUGGGACCCAGGUCCCUCAGUUCCUCAUCAGCACCAGCAACUACCUCUACCUGCUCUUCUCCACUGACAAGAGUCACUCGGACAUCGGCUUCCAGCUCCGCUAUGAGACUAUAACCCUGCAGUCAGACCACUGUCUGGAUCCAGGGAUCCCUGUAAAUGGGCAGCGUCAUGGAAAUGACUUCUAUGUGGGUGCUCUGGUGACUUUCAGCUGUGACUCGGGCUACACAUUAAGUGACGGGGAGCCCCUGGAGUGUGAGCCCAACUUCCAGUGGAGCCGGGCCCUGCCCAGCUGUGAAGCACUCUGUGGUGGCUUCAUUCAAGGCUCCAGUGGGACCAUCUUGUCACCAGGGUUCCCCGACUUCUACCCCAAUAACUUGAACUGCACCUGGAUUAUCGAGACAUCGCAUGGCAAGGGUGUGUUCUUUACUUUCCACACCUUCCACCUGGAGAGCGGCCACGACUACCUGCUGAUCACCGAGAACGGCAGCUUCACCCAGCCGCUGAGGCAGCUGACCGGCUCGAGGCUGCCAGCCCCCAUCAGCGCCGGUCUCUAUGGCAACUUCACCGCCCAGGUCCGCUUCAUUUCCGACUUCUCCAUGUCCUAUGAAGGCUUCAACAUCACCUUCUCAGAGUACGACUUGGAGCCCUGCGAGGAGCCCGAGGUCCCCGCCUACAGCAUCCGGAAGGGCUUACAGUUUGGUGUAGGCGACACCUUGACCUUCUCCUGCUUCCCCGGGUACCGUCUGGAGGGCACAGCCCGCAUCACGUGCCUGGGGGGCAGACGGCGCCUGUGGAGCUCGCCUCUGCCAAGGUGUGUUGCCGAGUGUGGGAAUUCAGUCACGGGCACGCAGGGCACGCUGCUCUCCCCCAACUUUCCUGCGAGCUACAAUAACAACCACGAAUGCAUCUACUCCAUCCAGACACAGCCGGGGAAGGGCAUUCAGCUUAAAGCCCGGGCAUUUGAGCUCUCUGAAGGGGAUGUCCUCAAGGUCUAUGAUGGCAACAACAACUCGGCCCGUUUGCUGGGGAUGUUCAGCCGCUCAGAGAUGAUGGGGGUGACUUUGAACAGCACAUCCAGCAGCCUGUGGCUUGAUUUCAUCACCGACGCCGAGAACACCAGCAAGGGCUUUGAGCUGCAGUUUUCCAGUUUUGAACUCAUCAAAUGUGAGGACCCAGGAACCCCCCAGUUCGGCUACAAGGUUCAUGACGGAGGCCAUUUCGCAGGGAGUUCUGUGUCCUUCGGCUGUGACCCUGGGUAUAGCCUUCGGGGCAGCGAGGAGCUGCUGUGCCUGAGCGGAGAGCGCAGGACCUGGGACCGGCCUCUCCCCACCUGUGUCGCUGAGUGUGGAGGGACAGUGAAAGGAGAGGUGUCGGGGCAGGUGCUGUCACCUGGCUAUCCAGCUCCAUACGAUCACAAUCUCAACUGCAUCUGGACCAUCGAGGCCGAUGCCGGCUGCACCAUUGGGCUGCACUUCCUGGUGUUCGACACGGAGGAGGUCCACGACGUGCUGCGCGUCUGGGACGGGCCGGUGGAGAGCGGGGUCCUGCUCAAGGAGCUCAGCGGCGCAGCCCUGCCCAAGGACCUGCACAGCACUUUCAACUCAGUCGUUCUGCAGUUCAGCACCGACUUCUUCACCAGCAAGCAGGGCUUUGCCGUUCAGUUCUCAGUGUCCACAGCAACGUCCUGCAAUGACCCUGGGGUCCCGCAGAACGGGAGCCGGAGUGGUGACAGUUGGGAAGCUGGCGACUCCACAGUGUUCCAGUGCGACCCCGGCUACGCCCUGCAGGGCAGCGCAGAGAUCAGCUGCGUGAAGAUCGAGAACAGAUUCUUCUGGCAGCCCAGCCCGCCAACGUGCAUCGCUCCCUGUGGAGGAGACCUGACUGGACCCUCGGGAGUCAUCCUGUCUCCGAAUUACCCAGAGCCCUACCCGCCAGGCAAGGAGUGCGACUGGAAAGUGACCGUCUCGCCAGACUACGUCAUCGCGCUGGUAUUUAACAUCUUUAACUUGGAGCCUGGCUAUGAUUUCCUCCACAUCUACGACGGACGGGACUCUCUCAGCCCUCUCAUAGGAAGCUUCUAUGGCUCCCAGCUCCCAAGUCGCAUUGAAAGCAGCAGCAACAGCCUCUUCCUCGCCUUCCGCAGCGAUGCAUCCGUGAGCAAUGCUGGCUUUGUCAUCGACUACACAGAAAACCCACGAGAGUCCUGUUUUGAUCCUGGUUCAGUCAAGAACGGCACACGCGUGGGAUCUGACCUCAAGCUGGGCUCCUCCAUUACCUACUACUGCCAUGGGGGCUACGAAGUGGAGGGCUCCUCGACCCUGAGCUGCGUCCUGGGUGGAGCUAAUCUGGGGAAGCCGUGGCUCUCUACUCAUGCAGACAGACUACCCCAGUGCAGACAUCAGCCAUGGGAGCAGCAGAUUAGCUCUGGUUCUACUUCCCCCUGUGGAGGACAGUAUGUGGGUUCAGAUGGAGUGGUCUUGUCCCCCAACUACCCUCAGAACUACACCAGUGGACAGAUCUGCCUGUAUUUUGUCACCGUGCCCAAGGAUUAUGUGGUGUUUGGACAGUUCGCCUUCUUCCACACGGCCCUCAACGACGUGGUGGAGGUUCACGACGGCCACAGCCAGCGCUCCCGACUGCUCAGCUCCCUGUCGGGCACCCACUCAGGGGAAUCGCUGCCCUUGGCCACCUCCAAUCAAGUUCUCAUUAAGUUCAGUGCCAAAGGCCAAGCACCAGCCAGAGGCUUCCACUUUGUCUACCAAGCGGUGCCCCGAACCAGUGCCACGCAGUGCAGCUCUGUGCCGGAACCCCGCUAUGGCAAGAGACUGGGCAGUGACUUCUCAGUGGGGGCCAUCAUCCGCUUCGAAUGCAGUUCCGGCUAUGCCCUGCAGGGGUCGCCAGAAAUCGAGUGCCUCCCUGUUCCCGGGGCCUUGGCCCAGUGGAAUGUCUCAGCACCAGCGUGUGUGGUGCCCUGCGGAGGCAACCUCACGGAGCGCAGGGGCACCAUCCUGUCCCCCGGCUUCCCAGAGCCCUACCUCAACAGCCUCAACUGCGUGUGGAAGAUCAUGGUCCCCGAAGGUGCUGGCAUCCAGAUUCAGGUCAUCAGCUUUGUCACAGAGCAGAAUUGGGACUCCCUGGAGGUGUUUGACGGUGCAGACAACACUGUGACUAUGCUGGGGAGUUUCUCAGGAACAACCGUGCCUGCCCUUCUGAACAGCACCUCCAACCAGCUCUACCUUCAUUUCUACUCAGAUAUCAGCGUGUCGGCAGCCGGCUUCCACUUGGAGUACAAAACGGUGGGCCUGAGUAGCUGUCCAGAACCUGCCGUGCCCAGUAACGGGGUGAAGACUGGCGAGCGCUACUUGGUGAAUGAUGUCGUCUCUUUUCAGUGCGAGCCGGGAUAUGCCCUCCAGGGCCACGCCCACAUCUCCUGCAUGCCCGGGACCGUGCGGCGCUGGAACUACCCGCCUCCGCUCUGUAUUGCGCAGUGUGGGGGAGCAGUGGAGGAGAUGGAGGGGGUGAUCCUGAGCCCCGGCUUCCCGGGCAACUACCCCAGCAACAUGGACUGCUCGUGGAAAAUAGCUCUACCCGUGGGCUUUGGAGCUCACAUCCAGUUCCUGAACUUCUCCACGGAGCCCAACCAUGACUUCAUAGAAAUCCGGAACGGCCCCUACGAGACCAGCCGCAUGAUGGGCAGAUUCAGUGGAAGCGAGCUUCCCAGCUCCCUGCUCUCCACGUCCCACGAGACCACCGUGUAUUUUCACAGCGACCACUCCCAGAACCGGCCAGGAUUCAAGCUGGAAUAUCAAGCCUACGAACUUCAGGAGUGCCCAGACCCAGAGCCCUUUGCCAAUGGCAUUGUGAGGGGAGCUGGCUACAAUGUCGGGCAAUCAGUGACCUUCGAGUGCCUCCCAGGAUAUCAGCUGAUGGGCCAGCCUGUCCUUACAUGUCAACAUGGCGCCAACCGGAACUGGGACCACCCCCUGCCCAGGUGUGAAGUCCCCUGCGGUGGGAACAUCACCUCUUCCAAUGGCACCGUGUACUCCCCUGGCUUCCCCAGUCCAUACUCCAGCUCCCAGGACUGUGUCUGGCUGAUCACCGUGCCCAUUGGCCAUGGCAUCUACCUCAACCUCAGCCUGCUGCAGACAGAGCCCUCCGGAGACUUCAUCACCGUCUGGGAUGGGCCACAGCAGACAGCUCCUCAGCUUGGAGUUUUCACCAGGAGCUUGGCCAAGAAAACAGUGCAUAGCUCAACCAACCAGGUCCUGCUCAAGUUCCACCGGGAUGCGGCCACGGGUGGGAUCUUCGCCAUAGCCUUCUCUGCUUACCCACUCACCAAAUGCCCCCCUCCCACCAUCCUCCCCAACGCCGAAGUCGUCACAGAGAACGAAGACUUGAACAUAGGUGACAUUGUACGCUACAGGUGCCUUCCUGGCUUUACCUUGGUGGGGAAUGAAAUCCUGACCUGCAAACUUGGAACUUACUUGCAGUUUGAAGGCCCACCCCCAAUAUGUGAAGUGCACUGCCCAACAAACGAGCUGCUGACAGACUCCACCGGUGUGAUCCUGAGUCAGAGCUACCCGGGAAGCUACCCCCAGUUCCAGACCUGCUCCUGGCUGGUGAGGGUGGAGCCCGAGUAUAACAUCUCCGUCACAGUGGAGUACUUUCUCAGCGAGAAGCAGUACGAUGAGUUUGAGAUCUUCGAUGGUCCCUCAGGACAAAGCCCCCUGCUGAAAGCUCUCAGUGGGAAUUACUCAGCUCCCCUGGUUGUCACCAGCACGAGCAACUCUGUGUACCUGCGCUGGUCAUCUGAUCAUGCCUACAAUCGGAAGGGCUUUAAGAUUCGGUAUUCAGCUCCCUACUGCAGCCUGCCCAGGGCUCCACUCCACGGCUUCCUCCUGGGCCAGACCAGCACCCAGCCCGGAGGCUCCGUCCACUUUGGCUGCAACGCCGGCUACCGCCUGGUGGGACACAGCAUGGCCAUUUGUACCCGGCACCCCCAGGGCUACUACCUGUGGAGCGAGGCCAUUCCUCUCUGUCAAGCUCUUUCCUGUGGGCUCCCUGAGGCUCCUAAGAAUGGAAUGGUGUUUGGCAAAGAGUACACCGUGGGGACCAAGGCUGUGUACAGCUGCAGCGAAGGCUACCACCUGCAGACAGGUGCCGAGGCCACUGCAGAGUGUCUGGAGACAGGCCUGUGGAGCAACCACAACGUCCCUCCCCAGUGUGUCCCUGUGACCUGUCCUGAUGUCAGCAGCAUUGGUGUGGAACAUGGCCGAUGGAGGCUCGUCUUCGAGACGCAGUACCAGUUCCAGGCCCAGCUGAUGCUCAUCUGUGACCCUGGCUACUACUACACCGGACAGAGGGUCAUCCGCUGUCAGGCCAAUGGCCAAUGGAGCCUCGGGAACUCUAUGCCCACCUGCCAAAUCAUCUCCUGUGGAGAGCUCCCCAUCCCACCCAAUGGGCACCGCAUCGGAACUUUGUCCGUCUAUGGGGCAACAGCCAUCUUCUCCUGCAACUCCGGAUACACGCUGGUGGGCUCCCGGGUGCGGGAGUGCAUGGCCAACGGGCUCUGGAGUGGCUCUGAAGUCCACUGCCUUGCCACCUUGACCAAGCCCCACCUCGUUUUCUGUAAGCCCCUCUUUGGCUUACACUCUCUCCCCAUCCCCGUCCAAGCCGGGCACUGCGGGACCCCCGAGCCCAUCGUGAACGGCCACAUCAACGGGGAGAACUACAGCUACCGGGGCAGCGUGGUGUACCAGUGCGACGCCGGCUUCCGCCUGAUCGGCAUGUCCGUGCGCAUCUGCCAGCAGGACCACCGCUGGUCGGGCAAGACCCCUUUCUGUGUGCCAAUCACCUGUGGACACCCAGGCAAUCCUAUCAACGGCCUCACUCAGGGCAACCAGUUUAACCUCAACGAUGUGGUCAAGUUUGUCUGCAACCCUGGCUAUGUGUCUGAGGGCGCCGCUGGGUCCCAGUGCCUGGCCAACGGGCAGUGGAGCGACACGCUGCCCACCUGCAGAAUCAUCAACUGUACAGACCCUGGGCACCAAGAACACAGCGUUCGUCAAGUCCAUGCCAGCGGCCUGCACAGGUUCAGCUAUGGCACCACGGUGUCUUACCAAUGCAACCAUGGCUUCUACCUCCUGGGCACCCCGGUGCUCAGCUGCCAGGGAGAUGGCACAUGGGACCGCCCCCGUCCCCAGUGUCUCUUGGUGUCCUGUGGCCAUCCGGGCUCCCCGCCCCAUUCCCACAUGUCCGGGGACAACUAUACUGUGGGCGCGGUUGUGCGUUACAGUUGCACUGGCAAGCGGACUCUGGUGGGAAACGCCACCCGCAUGUGUGGGCUGGACGGACACUGGACAGGCUCCCUGCCCCACUGCUCAGGCACCAGCACGGGCAUUUGCGGUGACCCUGGGAUCCCGGUGCACGGCAUCCGUUUGGGGGAUAGCUUCACCCCCGGGAGUCUGAUGCGCUUCAGCUGUGAGGCUGGCCACGCGCUGCGGGGGUCGUCAGAGCGCACCUGCCAAGCCAACGGCUCGUGGAGCGGCGCGCAGCCCGAGUGCGGAGUGAUCUCUUGUGGGAACCCCGGGACACCAAGCAAUGCCCGAGUCGUGUUCAGUGACGGCCUGGUUUUCUCCAGCUCCAUCGUCUAUGAGUGUCGGGAAGGCUACUACGCCACAGGCCUGCUCAGCCGGCACUGCUCGGUCAAUGGCACCUGGACAGGCAGUGACCCAGAGUGCCUAGUCAUAAAGUGUGCUGACCCCGGGGUUCCAGCCAAUGGCCUCCGGCUGGGCAGUGACUUCAGGUACAACAAAACUGUGACAUACCAGUGCGUCCCUGGCUACAUGAUGGAGUCUCACAGGGUGUCUGUGCUGAGCUGCACCAAGGACCGGACGUGGAAUGGUACCAAGCCAGUCUGCAAAGCCAUCAUGUGCAAGCCGCCUCAGCUCAUCCCCAACGGGAAGGUGGUGGGGUCUGACUUCAUGUGGGGCUCGAGCGUGACCUAUGCCUGCCUGGAGGGGUACCAGCUCUCCCUGCCUGCGGUGCUCACCUGCGAGGGAAACGGAUCCUGGACUGGAGAGCUGCCUCAGUGUUUCCCUGUGUUCUGCGGAGAUCCUGGUGUCCCGCCCCGUGGGAGGAGAGAGGACCGAGGCUUCUCCUACAGGUCCUCCGUCUCCUUCUCCUGCCAGCCCCCUCUGGUGCUGGUGGGCUCUCCUCGGAGGUUCUGCCAAUCAGAUGGGACAUGGAGUGGCACCCAGCCCAGCUGCAUAGACCCGACGCUGACCACGUGUGCAGACCCCGGCAUGCCGCAGUUCGGGAUACAGAACAAUUCCCAGGGCUACCAGGUCGGAAACACAGUGCUGUUCCGCUGUCAGAAAGGUUACCUGCUUCAGGGCUCCACCACCAGGACCUGCCUCCCCAACCUGACCUGGAGCGGAACCCCGCCUGACUGUGUCCCCCACCACUGCAAGCAGCCAGAGACGCCAACCCAUGCCAACGUUGGGGCCCUGGACUUGCCCUCCAUGGGUUACACACUCAUCUACUCCUGCCAGGAGGGCUUCUCCCUCAAGGGUGGCUCCGAGCACCGCACCUGCAAAGCAGAUGGCAGCUGGACAGGCAAACCACCCAUCUGCCUGGAGGUCCGGCCCAGUGGGAGACCCAUCAACACCGCCCGGGAGCCGCCGCUCACCCAAGCCUCAGUUCCUGGGGAUGUUUUUGCCAAGAAUUCCCUAUGGAAAGGGGCCUAUGAGUACCAGGGGAAGAAGCACCCGGCCAUGCUCAGAGUGACCGGCUUCCAGGCUGUCAGCAGCAAGGUCAACGCCACCAUGAUUGACCACAGCGGCGUGGAGUUGCACUUGGCUGGAAUUUACAAGAAAGAAGAUUUCCAUCUCCUGCUCCAGGUGUACCAGAUUACAGGGCCUGUGGAGAUCUUCGUGAAUAAGUUCAAAGAUGAUCACUGGGCUCUAGAUGGGCAUGUCUCCUCAGAGUCUUCCGGAGGCACCUUCAUCUACCAAGGCUCCGUCAAGGGCCACGGCUUUGGGCAGUUCGGCUUUCAAAGACUUGACCUCAGGCUGCUGGAGUCAGACCCCGAGUCCAUCGGCCGCCACUUUGCUUCCAACAGCAGCUCGGUGGCAGCCGCGAUCCUGGUGCCUUUCAUCGCCCUCAUCAUCGCAGGCUUUGUGCUCUAUCUCUACAAGCACAGGAGAAGACCCAAAGUGCCGUUCAAUGGCUAUGCUGGCCACGAGAACACAAACGUUCGGGCCACAUUUGAGAACCCCAUGUACGACCGCAACAUCCAGCCCACAGACAUCAUGGCCACCGAGGCGGAGUUCACAGUCAGCACAGUGUGUACGGCCGUAUAG